Motacilla alba alba is the source of this 2061-nucleotide messenger RNA. RefSeq lists its product as uncharacterized. NCBI's taxonomy places the organism in Eukaryota, Metazoa, Chordata, Aves, Passeriformes, Motacillidae. The record is from RefSeq and is a predicted model, not a curated record. The transcript is spliced from 3 exons. Bases 822 to 1538 code for a protein of 238 amino acids.
AUGCCCACACAUGGGGCAGUGCUACCUGGUGGGGAAGGACUGCACCCACCCGUUGGCAACAUGGUCCAUUGCUGCUCUGCACAAUACUAGGACUGCCAGCAUUGUCCAGCCCCAGUGCCUGCCCAGACAGGAGCUGCAGAUGGGCUGGCUGCAGUGGUGAGCUGGACAGAUGCUGCUCAUGCCAUGUCCUAGGGCCAAAGGCAAUCAUUGGUACUGGAGCCACAGCAGGAGGAGCCCAGAGCAUGCCAGGACACACAGCAGGAAGAUCUGGACCCAGCUGAGGUGCUAGCCACGAUACAGGCAUUGCAGCUGGACCUGGACUUCUGCAGGGGCACAAACCACAAACAGCUGGUCCAGCUGCAGGAGCAGGAGUGUGCAGUGGAGCAGGAGCACCAGGACUUGCUCAUUCUGAUGCAGCAGCUCCAGGCACUGAUGGGCAAGGUACCAGUGCUGGGCACAGCGGCCACAGACCAAGCUGCAUGUGUCCCCCACUGCCACUCCACCACAGGCUAGGCACCAUGCCUGCCCCACAGCCUGUGCAAACACCUGGCAACCCCCCAGGGGAGGGCAGAGAACAUCCUGCAAGCCACAGGUGGCUCUAGCACCACCUGUACAGAGCAGCCUAGCCACAAGGCAAGCCUGGCUGCCACAGCCCAGUCCACCCAGCUGAGCAGAGAAGAAUGCAGACCCUAACAGCUCCACUGACACCCUGGGCACUGUCCCAGGGCUGGUGGCACUGCUGCAGCCCACAACCUUGCCAAUGAGCUGGGAUCACCAUUCUCCCUGUGCCCGCGCUCUGCCACUGGUUGGGGACCACAGAGAUGGCUUUCCAGGGCUGCUGGGUGUCCAACAGGUACUGCCACAACAGGGAGGACACUGUGGGGACUGCACAGAGAUCAGAGGGCCAGAAGUCAGCAGCCUUCCUGCCUCCCACCUGGUGCAGGCCACAUUCCUCUGUCACAGGCCCUGCCCAACAGUCCAUUGUCCAUGGGUUGUCCCAAAAAGGUUCCCUCUGCAGCCUCAGCUCUACACAACAGGGGCACAGGGUGAUCCCACAUCCUGCUGGGUACUCACAGGUCAGUGAUGCACCCCUCCAUCUGAAGGACCAGGCAGUGCAGACAGAGGUCAUCUCCUACUUGGCUGUGCACAGUGAUUUUGACACCAGCCACGAUAUCCCACAGGAGAGCAGAGAGCUGCUCAAGCAGCUGGGGGCACAGGAGCAGAGUCAAGGCCUGAAGCACAGCUCAGCCCAGCUGCAGGAGCAAGAGAGUCUGCAGCAGCUCAGCAGAACCAAUGAGGCCAUCCAAGGCCUACACAGAAAAGUGGCAGAGCUGCAGCAACAGCUUUGCUGGCAGGUGCAGGACAUGGAGAACCUCCAGGCAGAGCUGGCCCAAGCUCGGCAAGAGAGCACCAAGCAGGCAGAAAAGAUUGCAGCCUACAACACACACAGGCAACAGCUUCAUCGGGAGAUGAGGAGGAUGCAGACCUUCAGGGAGCAAAGCAAACAGGAGGUAAGGAUGUCUCAAGUCUUCCUGUGAAAGACCAGGAGUCUGUGCUCAGCCUGUGUCUCUCACUGUGCCAUGGGCAGACCUACUCCCUCCAGGAGAAGCUGCAGGAACUGAGCAGCCUAGUCCAACACUGGCAGCAGCUACACCUGGACAGUGAGCGAACUCUGGCUCUGAGAGAAGAGGAGCUGGUUGUCUGCAAGGUGGAGCUGGCUUUCCUUAAGGAAGAGCUCAGCAAGGUGACAGAGCAGGUGCAGGAUACAAACAGGCAUUCAAGACACACUAGGCAGGAUGUAGGAGAACCUGUACCUAAUGUUCAGAACACCUGAGCAGCCCAAGUGUGAGCAGCUGAAAAAGUGAGCAGAAUUCCUGGCACAGCCUGGCCUGCAACAGGGCUGGGCUGAUGGUCCCAGCUCUGCAGGGACAGCUGGGCACCAGCUGCCUGUCCAGGGCAUGGGCUAUGGGAGAACUGCCUUUGCAGGGGUAUGGGCCAGGCUCAAAACAGGGACAGGCUGUACUUGCCCUCCAGGUCACUUUAAUUUUGUGCCCUGUUCCA